GAUGAGUUUGGGCAUUCACACACGCUCCAUUCCGAAAUAGAAAAAGUUCAAGUUGGACAGAAGAGGCAGAUUGUUGGCAUUCUCGUGUUGCAAUUAGGCAUUAUGAUACAUUCCGUUAUUAUAGGUCUAACAUUAGCCAUCACUCAGGGCUCCGAGUUCACGUCACUCCUCGUGGCAAUUAUUUUUCACCAGCUUUUUGAGGGGUUAUCGCUCGGCAUUCGGAUAGCAUCUCUUCCUUCGUCGGACAAUGGAAGCAUCAAAUAUAUGGCCAUUUUACGGUCUACUCUUAUCAUGCUUUUUGCAGUUACUAACCCUGCAGGCAUCGUAAUUGGUCUCCUGGCAUUCAAGCGGGGUCACGACGUCGUGGAAAUGCUCCUCAUUCAAGGAAUCAUGUCUGCAAUUUCCGCAGGGAUGUUGAUGUAUGCCGCGUGUGUUGAGAUGCUUGCAGGGGACUUCGUAAUGGACCUGAAUUUGUGGCGUAGCGAGCUUCGGAAGCAGGCGCUUGCGUUGGUGAGCUUGGGCGCGGGAGUGGUCGCUAUGGCACUCGUGGGGAUGUGAUGGACAGGCAAAUGUAAUUGACCACAGUCGAAAACAUCUUGGUCGGUAACCUCCUGUUACCCCCUCCAUCGCUACUUUGACGUCUUGGAUCACUUGGCUGUAGUUAUUGUUGGCAUGAUUGAACACUGACAUAGACUGUCUGAACUUAGUUUCUUGGGGAAAUUUGCUUGAAUGUGAUCGGACAAACUUCGGUGCUUGCCGUUCACUAGUGUAGCUGAGACCUAUAGCAAUUGCGCCGUGGAGAAAUCAUGCUCUCCUUCCACAAGAUGCGUGGCAUCCUAACGCACGUUGAUGUCGUGGCUCACCUUUACUCACA
This is a messenger RNA of Suillus subalutaceus, 874 nucleotides long. Its product is annotated as Zinc/iron permease. The coding region runs from base 103 to 558 and encodes 151 amino acids. The transcript has 4 exons. The record is from RefSeq and is a predicted model, not a curated record. NCBI's taxonomy places the organism in Eukaryota, Fungi, Basidiomycota, Agaricomycetes, Boletales, Suillaceae. Gene Ontology annotation, cellular component: plasma membrane. Gene Ontology annotation, biological process: zinc ion transmembrane transport. Gene Ontology annotation, molecular function: zinc ion transmembrane transporter activity.